Messenger RNA from Sesamum indicum (sesame), 1386 nucleotides. NCBI's taxonomy places the organism in Eukaryota, Viridiplantae, Streptophyta, Magnoliopsida, Lamiales, Pedaliaceae. The record is from RefSeq and is a predicted model, not a curated record.
AAGUUUUCGAUUUUCAGGUACCGAUAGAUGAGAGUUCUCAGGAGAAAGAUAAAUCAGAAGUUGUUUCAGCUGAAGAACAGGUUAUAUCAAUGGUUCAAGAGAUCGAAGUGGCACCAGGCCUGCACUUUGAGGCAGAUGGUCCUAAGCCAGAGGUGAAGGAGAAUAGUGAUGUGGAAAAUGAGGAAACAGGAUCUUAUGAUGUUUGUACAUCUGAGAUUGAAGUUACAGUUGAAAACACAGAAGAACUGAAUGGUGAGAAAGAGAUAGGACCUCAAGACAAGGCUGCUGUCCACAAUUUAGAUGUGACCUUGGAGAAAUUCACAGAACUCAGAUUGCAACAAACUACAGAAGAAGUGUCAACUAGAAAAAUGCUGGAGGAUGUUACAGAAGCCGAUUUCAUUGAUCAUUUGGCUAUCUCUGUACAACUUAACGAGGAGGCUGAUAAAAUUGAAAUUCUUCAGCAUGACGAAAGCACAAAGGUUGCUGCUGAUCUGGUGCGGUCUGAUGGUGGAGUGGAGGUGAAUUAUGCACUUUCUGCUGUAAAGGAUUCACCAUGCAAGCAACUAGGUGAUGAACCGGGUGCAAAAGGUGUUCCACUCGGCUUUGCUGCAGAGUUAGAUUCACAGCUCAUCAGUCAACCAACCUGUUUGACGCCGAGUAAAAAUUCUGCAAGCAACGCAACUGCAACAAUGAAAAUGGUGACUGCUUUCACAGAUAACAAAGAGAACAUUGGUAGUGGCAGUAAAUUGGUUCUUGUGAAAGACAGAGUAAAGACAGCUGAAAACGCUAUUGAGAAUGCCGACAAUUUGAAUGAGUUGAGUGUGAGAAAGCUGUCCAAGAUGUUGAAGGAAAAGCUAGAGAUCACCAAGAAGUCAACCAAAAAUGACAGUGGCAACGAAAAAGCAUUACCAAGACCAGCUCUGCAAGCACUUCCCGAGAACCGAUUAGUAGAUGAAACCCAAAACUGAUUUCUGCUAUGCAAGAAUUUGGUUAUCCAGGGUCCAGGUAAUCAUGCAACCCACUUUACUUGGAAAACUGAAUAAGUGUGCCUUGGAAAAGGCAUGAAAAGGCAUGGACAGGAUAUAUGAAAAUAGGAGGGCAGAAGACAUGGAAUUUUGAGUCUUUUCCUAAGAGGGUAUCCAUAUCAAGUCUUGUGCAGAAAGCUGAUACUUUGUGGAUUAUGCUUAUGCCAUUAUCUCUUUGGUAAUCAAAGCAUUGCUCAAUAAAAGUUUCACACUUGUUAUACAAUACGGCUGGAUGAUGAAAGCUCUCUUUGCUUAAUCAAAGCAUUGUUUACUUUUGGUUCAAGUUUCGUGAAAUUUUGAAUUAGUUCAAAAUUUAGUUAUUUUGUGUUGUUUUAUCAAAACCCUUUAAUAUUAAUUUGUA